Molecule: messenger RNA, 1395 nt
Organism: Funneliformis geosporum
Lineage: Eukaryota; Fungi; Glomeromycota; Glomeromycetes; Glomerales; Glomeraceae
Source: the annotation of a GenBank genome assembly
AUGUUUCCAUCAAAUUCUCAUCGUCGAAGUAGUUAUAUUCAAAGUGGCAGAAAAACUUUGCGUAAUGAUCAUUUAGAUUUACUUCAUUUACUAAAACGUCAAGACGAGAACGAUGAAACAGGAAAAGAUGAGACAUUUUCACACAACCCGAUCAUACCAAAGCCCAACUUUUUAUCCCAGGAAGUCACAGAAAACUCGUCAAAUGAUUCAAAUGGAAAUGGGAAUGGAAAAAAUGGGGAUAUAAUACGUCAAGGAUUAAUUGGUUUUGGAAUAGUACUUACGGGAAUAGUCGCAAUAACAAUGAUAAUUGGUGUGAUAGCAUACAUUUAUCGUGAAAGGUUAAUUCGUAGGCGAAGGUCCAAAUUAAAUGCUCAAAAAGUUAGAAUGAUUUCACGCAAAAAUUCUAAUCAUUAUAGAAGUAUUAUUAGCCUUUAUACGGAUAAUUUUAAGAAAUUCAAUGAGUAUGAUGAUCAUGAAUCAAGCGACAUGACGGAAGUUUCGAAUACUAGUAAAAAUAAUGUUACGAGUAACCCUUCCACCAAAAUUAUUAGAAAUAUAAGUCUUGAUUCUAAUGCUAGCAUAAAGAUGUCAAACGCUACAACAAUUGAAACUCCAAAUUCAAAUAUUCAUCCAAUAUCAUCACCAAUUGCAUUCCCCUCUGCUAGUAUGUAUAGUAAUGAAAGAGCAAGUUCUUUGGCAAAUAAUAUAGCAAAAUCAAAUGUUUUCCAAGCGACAAGACCUGCUCCUCCAGCUCCCGUUCGUUCGCCAAUCAAAACGAAGCAACAAAAGAACCUUCAAAGGACGUUUCAAAUACAUUCAAAUACUUCCUUUGCUCUAAGCCCGGAAGGCAAUUUAAUUCAUCCAAUGCCCACUGCUUCUUCAUACUACGUACAAGGUACCCCCCCGGUAGACACAGAGACGGAGUCGUUCAUAAAACCAAAGGAUUCUCCAACAAUACCAUUAAAUAUGUCACGUCAAGAUGAUUAUAUUCGAGCCGCACCAUCCCAAAAUUCCUUAAUUCCUUCUUUCCCUUCUCCUCCUUCUUCUACUCCUUCUAGAUAUUCUGAUUACAAAAGUAAUUUAUAUAAUGUUGAAUAUGAAAAUUAUUUAUCACCUACGGAAAGUGCAAAAAAUUCCAUUUAUAUUUUGGAUGGACCAACUAAUCUGUCUGAAGUUCGUAUUACCACAGAACAUUUAGGUAUAAAUUUUGAAAGUUUAUUUUCAUGUCAAUCAGAUGUUGAUAACUCUGUUCAACAAUUAAAUAAUUGUUUUGAAUCUCACAAGCAUAGUAAAGAAAUGACGCAAGACAAGGAUUUGAAUCAUGUGACUAAACUUAAGGAUGAUAAAGGUAGUUCGAAUAAUAAUAAUACGAUUACUUAUUAUCUUACAGGGUAA